AUGACUUCGCAGGACACGAAUCUUACAAUUGAACCAGAACCAACUUUUGAAAAUGAACAAACAGCACACAAUUCUCCAUCGAAAAUGUUUAAAUUUAAAGAGAAAAUAUUAACAUCUAUAAGAGAUCCAAAGACCGUUAUGAAAAUUUUCUUUUCAGUUAUACUUUUAAUUGUGGGUAAUGCCGUGUUAUUUAUGUCACUCAACUGGGUCAGCCUAAGAAAUAAAAAGGAGACUGCCUUAGGGAUCGAGAUUGGUACUCAAAUUGUUACCGCAAUACUUGUCCUUCUUGCUCUCUUAUCGCUUCGCGCAACAAUAGCUCCUUUUAUCCGGUUAAUCCUUAUGUUUUUCAAAAGAGACGAAUCCACGAGAGCGGCAACAAUAAAUUCUAUUAAAAAACAUAUUAAAUGGUUUGACCCCGAACAUGACUCUUUGGUAUUGCUAUUUUUGGCACUAUUCUUCUCGAACCUAGCCACUAUUGCACAAGGAGCAAUGGCCUAUUUCAUGUGGAAUUUCUCUGCUUAUGACAAAGACGACAAUAUUAUCCUUAAAAUGAUAACGCCAACGAAAAGACCUGGUGCAAUAUUUUUUGGUGUUACAG
Messenger RNA from Acaulospora colombiana, 598 nucleotides. The record is from the annotation of a GenBank genome assembly. NCBI's taxonomy places the organism in Eukaryota, Fungi, Glomeromycota, Glomeromycetes, Diversisporales, Acaulosporaceae.